Molecule: messenger RNA, 1371 nt
Organism: Sorex araneus (European shrew)
Lineage: Eukaryota; Metazoa; Chordata; Mammalia; Eulipotyphla; Soricidae
Gene: NOL3
Product: nucleolar protein 3
Exons: 4
Coding region: 184-924 (246 amino acids)
Biological process (GO): negative regulation of extrinsic apoptotic signaling pathway; negative regulation of intrinsic apoptotic signaling pathway; negative regulation of release of cytochrome c from mitochondria
Cellular component (GO): mitochondrion
Molecular function (GO): death effector domain binding; death receptor binding; cysteine-type endopeptidase inhibitor activity involved in apoptotic process
Source: RefSeq, a predicted model, not a curated record
CUGCCUUGUCAUCGCCUGCCCGCCCGAGCCCAGCCGCUGAGCCGUGCUGCCCUGAGCGCACGGAACCCGGAGACCCAGCCCACCGCUGGGGGUGGGGGACAGAAACUUCAGCCUGAGCAGCCCCGCCCAUCCCCCCCGCCCCGCAGCGCUCCGGGGAGACUGCGUGGAGGGGAGGCAGGCACCAUGGGUAACGCGCAGGAGCGACCUUCAGAGACCAUCGACCGCGAGCGGAAGCGCCUGGUGGAGACGCUACAGGCCGACUCGGGGUUGCUGCUGGACGCUCUGCUGGCGCGGGGCGUGCUCACGGGGCCCGAGUACGAGUCGCUGGACGCGCUGCCGGAUGCCGAGCGCCGGGUGCGCCGCCUGCUGCUAGUGGUGCAGAGCAAGGGCGAGGCCGCCUGCCAGGAGCUGCUGCGCUGCGCCCAGCGCACCGUGCGCGCCCCCGACCCCACCUGGGACUGGCAGCACGUGGGCCCUGGCUACCGCGACCGCUACUACGAUCCUCCAUGCCCAGGCCACCGGACUCCCGCAUGCCCUGGGCUGCCCCAAGCGUCCGACAGCGAUGGGACGCGGGGACCUGAGGGCUCCGAGGCAGGGCAAGAGGGAACCGUCGGGGAGCCCGAGCAGGAAGCUGAGGCCCCUGACCCCACUGAGCCGGAGUCGGAACCUCAAACGGAUCAGGAUCUGGAGCCGGAACCCGAAGAAUCAGAGCCGGCACAAGAGCCAGAAGCCGAGCCGGAGCCGGAACCUGAAGAGCCGGAGCCCGAGCCCGAGCCCGAGCCCGAGCCCGAGCCCGAGCCGGAGCCCGAGCCGGAGCCAGAGCCGGAGCCGGAGCCGGAGCCGGAGCCCGAACCCGAGCCCGAACCCGAGCCAGACUACUCCGAGCCAGACUACGGGGCUGGGGAUGAGUCAGAAGAUUCCUGAAUGCCUCGGUGCUGCCCGGCCUGGAUCCCACCGAGGCCUUAUCUGCCCAGGGCCGCUGGGUGGAAACUCACUCCGGAGGGACCACCUGGCUCUGCUUAAGAACUCUGGUGUGACCUGGGCAGCCCUGUGCACCCCUUCCCAUUCUCAGCCCCAGAUUGUCUGCAACAUAUUGGGAUCCCAGCCCCAAGCCCUCUGUGGGACAAGAGUCUGCUUCCUGCAGCCUCCUCCUUGGCCCUUUGCCACCCUCACGGCCUUUUGGGGGCCUGGCACCCAGAGCGAGGAAACGGACCUCUCCCUUCCACAUCGGGAGGGCUGGAUCUCAUCACCUUGGAAAUGAAUCUCCAUGGUGAGGCAUAUGCCGUGCGUGUGUGAGAGGCUCUGGGUUCGAUCCCCUAUACCAAAGGGGGGUGGGGAAAGGAGGAAGAGGAAGGAUCUUGGGGGAGCGGA